UAUGAAGAAAGAGAGGGAAACCAGCGAUUUCGAACGAAAAGAUGGGCAAUAUUACCAAGAAUAUUACGACAAAGAAGAUGAAAAUGAAAAAGUAUUGAUAUCAGUAGACAUUACUUUUAAAAAUGAUAAGAAUAAAAGAGAUAAAGCUACAUCAAAUCUAAAUGGCUCAGAUUUCCCGGAUUCGACAGCCGAUCCGUCGUCAGAGUUGCCAGAUCCACUAAUACUGCUUCCGGACAUGGCUUGA
Dimorphilus gyrociliatus is the source of this 244-nucleotide messenger RNA. NCBI's taxonomy places the organism in Eukaryota, Metazoa, Annelida, Polychaeta, Dinophilidae. The record is from the annotation of a GenBank genome assembly.